Molecule: messenger RNA, 1837 nt
Organism: Hyalella azteca
Lineage: Eukaryota; Metazoa; Arthropoda; Malacostraca; Amphipoda; Hyalellidae
Gene: mRpS14
Product: 28S ribosomal protein S14, mitochondrial
Exons: 4
Coding region: 501-1100 (199 amino acids)
Biological process (GO): translation
Cellular component (GO): mitochondrial small ribosomal subunit; ribosome
Molecular function (GO): structural constituent of ribosome
Source: RefSeq, a predicted model, not a curated record
GGGCAUAUUUGAACUCAUGGAUUGCAUUCAUUGUGGCAAGUUAGAGGCUUCUAAUUUUCAUUCAUUUUAUCAUAAUGUGAAAAAACUUUGUGAACCAAAGCCAAAUUUUGUUUAUACCAUUAACAUCACACACAUGAUAUUGAAAGACUCCUGAUGAAGCAACUUUACUAAUAACUUUAGUUGUACGUAGGUACUGACAGAAAAAGGUUUUAAUUCAAUUAGCUGAGAAGCUAAAGCAAAAUUUUAGUGGCAUAUUUUUUUGGAUAAUAAAGUAGUUUUCUUAGAGUGAUGCAAGAAAAUAAUUAAGAAUUACAGAAUGCAUGAAUUGUUAUUCAAUGCCAAUAAUUGGCUAAUCAAUUUUUAAUGUUAGAGAGGUAAUGAUAAAUCUUGUCAAAGCAGGACCUGAUUUGAUGUCAUGUAUUUUGUCUUGAGACUGGACUUGAUGCAGUUUUUAUGUUAAAUGCUGUCUGGUUUCUCAAAUAUACACUAAUUUUCACUACAUGGCAGUGGUUUGUAGCUGUAGGUCAAAGCUGUUGAACAACUUUUUCAUCAUAUUUCGUUUUUUUUUUUCAGGUAAACUGGGAGUUAAGUUAUUGUUGAUACUUGUUGUGUUACUCCUACUGCAUUUAUUGUCAACAACUACUACUCCUCAAGCAACCAUGGUGGUUCCUUCACUUCAAAGUUACUGCCAUAUCCUUCAACUGACAAGAAAUACUUCAAAGUGUAGUGUGAUCUACACAAGUGCAGGCAGUCUGCACAGCAGUGCAGCCUUGUCAGCUUUUCCUCUGAAGUACCCAAAUCAUAAGAUGGACAAGGACGUCAGAAUACGCAAAACUGUAAAAGAAAAUAAUUUCCACAGAGCAAAUGUUGUUGCAAUGAUGAGAGUGCCUCAUCUGUUACCCAGAGAAAUAGUGGAGGAUGCCAAGGACGAGCUAAAGACUAUGCCGCUCAAUCAUCACUGGACCAGGAUGCAUCCACGCUGUCUAGUCACAUCCAGACCUAGAGGUCUAGUGAAAGACUGGAAACUUUCUCGCAUCGUGUGGCGUCACGAGGCAGACUACAAUAAAUUGUCUGGAGUACAAUGGGCCUUCUGGAGGUAGAAUAAUUUCUCGCUUGAUGAGCCUACAACAACUCAUGUUAUAGUGUGCGUUUUAAAUAUGAACAAUUUCUAGUUGUGAGUUUUUUGGUUGUUCAAUUUGAAGCGAUUAUAAAAAUACUUGGACGGCUGGUUUAUCCUUCAAUCUAGGUAGGUCCUAUGAAUGCAAUGACCGUCGGCUAUACCUAAUAUUUGUAAUGCCAGCGAAGAGUUAACUAUCACUUUUAUUUAUUUUAGUAAUGCUUAACUUAGUUUUCAACUAAAUUUUCUGUCUAGUUGAAUUGAAACGGUAUUUCACCAUCAUGUGCUUGCUGGUUAAUUGUUCAAAUCGAUCAGAAAUGUAAUUUUUUGCGUUUUCGUAACACUUCCGAAAUUAUUGUGUAUAGCUCGAUUGCACGUGGAAUUCAUAUUACACUUAGUUUAUUUGUAUUUUAUAAAUUUAUAGACAUUAACAUAGUGAAGAGGAGAGCCACGAGAUGUAUUGAAAUAUGACCGUGUUUAUUUGUGGAAUUACGUCAGUGCCGUGGUUAUUUGUCUGCAGCACCUGAACAAUCACUACUGUUUGUUGAGAAUUCGAACUUGCGAUGCGUUUGUUCCGAAGCUCCGAACAUGUCUAUUUGUAAAUAUUAAAUGCUGAAUGAAAAUUGAUUUGUUGUGUAAGUUAUUUGUACUGUAAUGAAGGUCCAUUGUACUGUAAGGCACGCGUUAUUUACACUAUAAUGAAGCUCCCUGCCACAACCA